Penicillium angulare is the source of this 633-nucleotide messenger RNA. RefSeq lists its product as uncharacterized. The coding region runs from base 1 to 633 and encodes 210 amino acids. Lineage: Eukaryota; Fungi; Ascomycota; Eurotiomycetes; Eurotiales; Aspergillaceae. The transcript has 3 exons. The record is from RefSeq and is a predicted model, not a curated record.
AUGGAUAAGCCAGUGGAAGAGAUCUCAACGGUGAUUCGUCUUCUCACCCAAUCAGUUCCAUCAUUACAACAGAAGACCGUUGAACGCUUCUUCACUCGCGAUGCUGCAUUCUCCCAUCCAUUCUGUCGAGUUCCCAGCUUCAAGGGAAGUCGAUGGUACGUCCUUAAAAUCUUCCAAUGGUACAAAGUGAUGUCUCCACGAAUCGAAAUGGAAAUCCAUUCAAUCGCAUUCGACGAGAAAAACCUCAAACUCUACAUUCACAUGUCCCAGAUUUUCUCUAUCUGGAUUGUGCCAUUCCACGUUGCACCAGUGACCUUAACAACAGUCCUAGAUCUAACCACAGAAUCGAGCCAAAGUGACCCGCCCCCUAACGCAGAGCAAACAUUGUACUAUAUUAAGAAACAAGAGGAUCUCUACCAGCCAUCAGAGUUUAUUAAGUUCCUCCUGCCUCAUGUUGGGCACUGGCUGAUUUCGGCUUGGCAUCUGGUCGCAACUUUCUUCUGUAUCAUUGGAGUGACGUGUCUGUGGCCCAUGUUGUGGCUGGAGGAGAACGGGUACCUCCCUGGUCGAGUCGCACAGGGCAAUAUUGCUUAUCCGUUGGAUAGGAAGAUUGAUGAGAUAAAGCAGCAGUGA